UAUAAAUAAAGAGCCAUCAGUAUUUUUUUACACGAGGUGCUACUCGGAUGGUUUCCAUGAACGGAGCGAGAUAGAAAUGCUACGCAUUGUUGUGAGUGUAUCUCAAGGAGCAAGCAACAUUGGCACUCAUGAAGAGAUUCUACCAAAAAGUGCUCCAACUAGUAUCUAAUGUGUCGUUGGUUUUGUAUUUUGGCGCAUUGACAAUCUUAGCUUGGACUUGGAUGACAACGUCUAAUAGCAGCAUGAUGACUAAGAGGGAUUGGGGAACGUUUGACUACCUCUUCAAUGACAUCCCUGAAAAUGUUAGUGCCUUCCUCGACACUAGUGCACACGACAUUGAGGUCCUAGACAAGGCUGUCUACGUUCAGGGUCAACUCAUUUUCGCCAUUGAAGCUGCACCAAAGCAAUCCGUCCUCCCCAAAAGUGGCAAGGGCGUCCUGUUACUCCAUGGAUGGCGUUCCUUUUCGGAGACUUGGUACAGCCGGCUCAAAACCUUGCAACUCUUGGCUCUCCUUGGACAUAGGGCUGUUGCUGUGGAUCUUCCAGGUUUGGGAAAAUCGUCCAAAACGGGGUUUCCACGGGAUCUGCCCAAAUUUCUCAAUCACCUUCUGGUGGUGCUCUUCAAUGGAACAAAGGCAGUUGUCGUGUCUCCGUCUUACUCUGGAACGUUUUCAAUCCCUCUUUUGACCCAAGAACCUGACCUAUUUUGCGGGUUUGUCCCAAUGUCACCGAUCAUUGAUAUUGAUUUGGAUGGCAAAAGUGUCAAGUCCAUUCAGGUUCCCACCCUGAUCAUUGUGAGUGACCUAGAUUCUCCAACGGAGAAGGAAUCCAUCGCGGUUUUGAAAGCCAUCCCAACCUCGACGGAAGCCUUGGUUUUAGAGGCCACUGAGGGAUCAUUUCCAAAGGAUCCCAAUGUAUUCCAUACGGCGUUGUACAACUUCAUCGAAGUUUUGAAUUGUGACUAAUUACUCAUGGUCUGCGACAAAGGUUUUGACAGAAAUAUAAAUAUAUUGACUUCAA
Molecule: messenger RNA, 1020 nt
Organism: Tigriopus californicus
Lineage: Eukaryota; Metazoa; Arthropoda; Copepoda; Harpacticoida; Harpacticidae
Product: putative protein-lysine deacylase ABHD14B
Exons: 4
Coding region: 129-965 (278 amino acids)
Cellular component (GO): cytoplasm
Source: RefSeq, a predicted model, not a curated record